Messenger RNA from Anolis carolinensis (green anole), 2774 nucleotides. RefSeq names its product cytoskeleton-associated protein 2-like. The record is from RefSeq and is a predicted model, not a curated record. Bases 1247 to 2113 code for a protein of 288 amino acids. The transcript has 6 exons. Gene Ontology annotation, cellular component: centrosome; mitotic spindle; cytosol. NCBI's taxonomy places the organism in Eukaryota, Metazoa, Chordata, Lepidosauria, Squamata, Anolidae.
AUUAUAAUAUUAUUACAGUAGAGUCUGUAAUACAGCAGAACCUUGGAUAAGCGAAUAUCUUGUAUAAUAAGGAGAGAUUAAGGAAAAGCUUAUUAAAUGUCAAAUUACAUGAUUUUACAAAUUAAGCACCAAAACAUCAUGUUUUACAACACAUUGACAGUAAAAGCAGUUCAAUACACAGUAAAGUUAUGUAGUAAUUACUGUAUUUAUGAAUUGACUCCAAAAACUUUGGCUACUAACAAACUGACUACAAAUAAAAGUAGAAUUGCAUAAAAUGAAUUUACAGUAACAACUUUGUUGGAAAUUAAAUCCAUAAAGAGUUCAGUCCUUGCUGCCAAGAGAAACAGCUGUGGAUCCAGGCGGGUGGCAGACUGUGUCGGAUAAUCCAGAGUGUUGGAUAAGUGAGACUCUACUGUACAUAACAAAUAACUAGUAGAGGCUUGAAAAAGGUUGCUAUUUUUAAUGGGGUACCUGGAUCUCAGAAUCCUUUCUUCCCCCAAAUAGGCCCUACUUGAAGGACAGGACCAAUGGGCAGGCCUUGGCUCCCUCCAGACCGGACUCGGUGGCCAGGACGAAGCACAGGGAAGCCGCCCCAAGCAAACCCAAGGUGGCCCCCGUCAAGAAAGCGGUGCCCGGAGCGCCCCACCACCCUGCGACAAAGGAGCCCCCAGCGGCUGGGUCCCGCUUUCCCCGGGAGCCCCCCUCCCAAACCCACCCUGAGAAGCCACUCAGGAAUGACCACAACAAAGGAAAACAGAAGGCAGAGGAUGGGAAAGAGAAUGCCGUUGUUGGAGUGACCGCAGUCCGACCGACUCAAAAGAGGGCUGUUUCCAGACCGGCGUUUGGAAGCCAUGCAUCCAAGCAAUCUGUACAUUUGGGGAGUAAGGGGACAUUCUCCCUGAACUCAGCAAAUCCUAAAAAGAAGCACCAAACUCCCCCGCCAGGCAAGAAGCCCUCCGCCCAUCCAAGGAGCCAUUCGGCUGCACCCAAAAGCGGAGCCGAGAGGAAGCAAGGCAACUUCAGGCAACAGCCGAGGACCCCCAAUGCAAAGCCUAGACCCCGGACCUCUGCCGUCCACACAGCUCCUGCCUCUGGGGGGCUCCGAAAUGGCAGGAGAGAGCCCCCCAAACCCAAGCACCCGGAUGUGGGCCCAGGCCAAGAGCUCAAGACCCCUUCUGCUCCCGACCGGAGGCAACUGCUGGAGGACUGGGUGGCGUCCCGAGGAAGGACCUACAAGAGGCCCCCCAUGCGCCCCGCUGCCCCGAAGCCUCCGAAGGCAAAGUCCAGCCUGAACCUUGCCUUCUGGGGCUCCUUGGAGGAGGAGGAGGAGAAAGAGGAAGCGGAGAAGGAGGAGCAGCACCUGGCCAACGAGAUCACACACACCUUGGCAGAGUGCCGGAAGCUGGCCGAAGAGGGCCUUCCUGAAGAGCAGAUCCUCGCAGCGCUGACCCGCAUCCCGCAAGUGGAGAGGUUUGCCCAGUUCUGGGUCUGCAAAGCCACGCUAGAGGCGCAGAGGGGCUCCUUGGACGUGGCAGGGCUCUACGAAGCCGCCCUCUCCGCUGGGGCCACGCCGCUGCAGGAGCUGCGAGAUGCUGUCACGGGUAUUUUGAAGAAUGUCAAGGCACCGUCCAGGGGUGAGCGUGCCAUGGGAUCCCUUUGCACGAGAGACCCGGAGCCUGUGAGCCCUUCUGGAGUGUGUUUCCCUUCGACCCCUGCAGCCAGCCCUGUUCCAGAGGAAGAUGUGGACCCUCCCCAGACUCCUCAGCAAAGCCCACCGUGGGCUAAGCCCUGCUCGGCCAUCAAGCUCCAGAUCCUUUCCCUGCCCAGGUCCAGCAAGCGAAGCCCUUGGCCAGAGGUGAGACUCCUGACCCCCGUGCGACGGUCCCUGCGCAUUGAAGGCGCCACCGCUUCCUACCCACAGAUGCUGAGGGACCACGACCCUGUCGUCUCCUCCCUGGAGGAAAUCGUGGCCGCAGACCACGGGAGCCAAUUCCUCUUCCGCAGCAACACAGCUCUGCCCAGAGCGGUGAGAGUGGCCGACUUUGUGACUGGACGGGCCACCUGUGGGCACAAUGCCACCCCGGCCACGACGAAAGCAUCAUUGCCACGUUGAGGAGUGUUCACACCACCUCCUUUCCUCCCAGCCUCCUUCUUUCUCUUUCUUUGUAAACAAGACUGGACCCACAGCAUUGUUCUCUGAAGCCCUUUUGGAAACAUGUCCGUCUUUAUUCUUCAAUCCAUCAAUCAGUGUGGCCAGAAUCCCUGGGUUGCUGUGAGUUUUCCGUGCUGUCUGGCCAUGUUCCAGAAGCAUUGUCUCCCGACGUAUCGCCCACAUCAGCAACCCAAUCAAUCAGCCUUUAUUACAAGGAGGAAAAGUGCACAGCAGAUUCCUAAACUGAUGAGGCCCACUUAAGAACAGGAUGAGUUCAAUGCUAAAUGCAUACAAACAAGGAAAAAACACUGCAAAUCUAUACAAGGCAAGUUUCAGCCUGGGUCUAAUACAGGAAGUUGUCUUAUCCCGGCUACUUCAGAGAGAAACUUUGCAACAACCAGGGCCACAUGGUGGAAACUAUCACUAGUACAAACCUCACAUGAAAUUGGGCUGAUCAAAUCAGGGGGUAUUAUAAAAUUGUGGUGUUACGUUGGCCGUUUACUGCUACAUUUUGUUUCUGCACUUUGUGUAUUUUGCAUGUUGUAUCUUGAGUGCUCUGUGAGCCGCCCUGAAUCCCUCUGGGAGAUGGUGGCAAGGUACAAAUAAAAUAUUAUUAUUAUUA